This is a messenger RNA of Peromyscus californicus insignis, 3324 nucleotides long. It is a transcript of the gene Ppard, whose product is annotated as peroxisome proliferator activated receptor delta. NCBI's taxonomy places the organism in Eukaryota, Metazoa, Chordata, Mammalia, Rodentia, Cricetidae. The record is from RefSeq and is a predicted model, not a curated record. The coding region runs from base 292 to 1614 and encodes 440 amino acids. The transcript is spliced from 8 exons. Gene Ontology annotation, molecular function: nuclear receptor activity; RNA polymerase II cis-regulatory region sequence-specific DNA binding; zinc ion binding. Gene Ontology annotation, biological process: cell differentiation; regulation of lipid metabolic process; positive regulation of transcription by RNA polymerase II. Gene Ontology annotation, cellular component: nucleus.
GGGAGCGUGUGACGCCGCAGGCCGCGGCGGAGCUGGGGAUUAAUGGGAAAAGUUUUGGCAGGAGCUGGGGGAUUCUGCGGAGCCUGCGGGACGGCUGCGGCGGCGGCGCGGGAGGCGACCGGGACAGAGCUGUGCAGUGGUGUGGGUAUGCACGUGGCACUCACUCAGUGGCUCCUGCUCACCGACAGAUGAAGACGAACCCACGGUAAAGGCGGUCCAUCUGCGCUCAGACCCAGAUGGUGCCAGAGCUAUGACCAGGCCUGCAGGCGCCACGCCGAGUGGGGGUCAGCCAUGGAGCAGCCACAGGAGGAGGCCCCUGAGGCCCGGGAAGAGGAGAAAGAGAAAGUGGCCACGACUGAAGGAGCCCUGGAGCUCAACGGGGGACCAGAGCACAUGCUUCCUUCCGGCAGCUGCACAGACCUCUCCCAGAAUUCCUCUCCUUCCUCCCUGCUGGACCAGCUGCAGAUAGGCUGUGAUGGGGCCUCAGGCGGCAGCCUCAACAUGGAGUGCCGGGUGUGCGGGGACAAGGCCUCGGGCUUCCACUACGGGGUCCACGCAUGUGAGGGGUGUAAGGGUUUCUUCCGCCGGACAAUCCGCAUGAAGCUGGAGUACGAGAGGUGUGACCGGAGCUGUAAGAUCCAGAAGAAGAACCGGAACAAGUGCCAGUACUGCCGCUUCCAGAAGUGCCUGGCGCUCGGCAUGUCGCACAAUGCCAUCCGCUUCGGACGGAUGCCAGAGGCCGAGAAGAGAAAGCUGGUAGCAGGGCUGACAGCCAGUGAGGGGUGCCAGCACAACCCACAGCUGGCCGACCUGAAGGCCUUCUCCAAGCACAUCUACAACGCCUACCUGAAAAACUUCAACAUGACCAAAAAGAAGGCCCGGAGCAUCCUCACCGGCAAGUCCAGCCACAACGCACCCUUUGUCAUCCACGACAUCGAGACACUGUGGCAGGCGGAGAAGGGCCUGGUGUGGAAGCAGCUGGUGAACGGGCUGCCGCCCUACAAGGAGAUCAGCGUGCACGUCUUCUACCGCUGCCAGUGCACCACGGUGGAGACGGUCCGGGAGCUCACCGAGUUCGCCAAGAGCAUCCCCAGCUUCAGCAGCCUCUUCCUCAACGACCAGGUGACCCUCCUCAAGUACGGCGUGCACGAGGCCAUCUUCGCCAUGCUGGCCUCCAUCGUCAACAAGGACGGGCUGCUGGUGGCCAAUGGCAGCGGCUUCGUCACCCACGAGUUCCUGCGCAGCCUCCGCAAGCCCUUCAGUGACAUCAUUGAGCCCAAGUUUGAGUUUGCUGUCAAGUUCAACGCGCUGGAACUGGACGACAGUGACCUGGCGCUCUUCAUUGCGGCCAUCAUUCUGUGUGGAGACCGGCCAGGCCUCAUGAAUGUGCCACAGGUGGAGGCCAUCCAGGACACCAUUCUGCGGGCUCUGGAGGUCCACCUGCAGGUCAACCACCCUGACAGCCCGUACCUCUUCCCCAAGCUGCUGCAGAAGAUGGCUGACCUGCGGCAGCUGGUCACUGAGCAUGCCCAGAUGAUGCAGUGGCUAAAGAAGACAGAGAGCGAGACCUUGCUGCAUCCCCUGCUCCAGGAGAUCUACAAGGACAUGUACUGAGGCCGCGGCCCGGGCCUCCCGCAGGCCCCAGCUGGGCCCAUGGCGCUGUUCUGAGGACCAGCGCACAAGCACUGGGCACAACACUCCAGACUCCCACCCUCCCUGCCUUCUGCCCACCUCUCCCCAGCACUUCCUGUUCUCGCUGUUCCUCGGUACCCUGCCCUUCCACCUUGCCUUCUGUAGCAUCUCCCUCCAGCCUGUCCCCCUGUCUGUCCAACUCAUGUCAGUGAGACAGUUGGUAUGCUGUCUCUCCAUCAGCCCACCUUCCCGGGAGCAGUGGGGCCUGCACCUGCCCGGCCCUGCCUUGCCUCUGUUUCCCUCUUCAAAGACUUGAGCCAUCCAAAGAAACACUAAGGUCUGAGCCCAGCUUUCUGAGAAGCUUGACUGGGGCUGAGUGCUGCCCUAGCCUGUGGUCACCUCACCAUCACAGGGUUCUUCCUGCAGAAGAGAGUAGGCAAGGAAUGUGGGCUGGGAGACAGAUUUCUCUUCUAGGCUGUCUCCUCAGCCCAAGGCGCCCCGCCCCAACUCUGGCACCCUCCAUUCUCCUUGCCAGUGUUCUAGGCCAUUAUCACUGAUGCCCCUUGUGCUGCCCUGGGGAUACCCCCUCCAGAUGGGGUUCCACACCCCAUUGAAGAGGAGGAGGGUAGAAGUUGGCCAGAAGGAACAGCACACUUAGUUCUGAUGCCAGGACUCGGGUUCGGGUCCCGGGUUAGAGGUCAGACAACCCUCCAUCAGUACCCCCACUGGCCUCACCCUGUAGCAGCAUUCAGACUGGCAGAACCCUGCAGGAGAAACUGGACCAUGGCUGCUCUUUCCUUUACCCCAGAGACGCUGGCACACCUGCCCCCGGCAACUGCCUCACCGUAACCAGGACACUGGCUCACCUCUUGGUCACCAUAGGGCCCCGCCCUGCCCUCCCCAAGGUGGCUGGGAGACAGCUGUGGCCCUGUCCCUAGGGUUGGUGACCUGUGAGUAGGCAGAGGUGUCCUGCCACGUUGCCCCUGCCAGCUCACAGGCGGAGUUGCCUGGGCUUCUCCGACCUGUCCCCUCUCACAUUCACACACCCCAGCAGCUCUAUGGCCUUCUCUUUUUUGCCUGGCUGGUCACCAGCUCCCAGCUGCAGCCUCAAGUGGCCUGAGGCUUGCUGGGUGCUCCCAUCCUCGGCCCAGCCCCCUCCAGGAUCUCCUGAGACCAAGAGCUGAGCCCAGCCUAGCAGAGCCAAGGCCCAUCCUGCCCAGGCCCACAGGGAGUCAGCAGCCAGGCUCUCAGAGUAAAGCAUUGGAAGCCUGGGCUUCAAGCCCUGAUGGCCCAGAUCCAUCUGGUCCUUUGUCCCCAGGGCCUUAACUGUUAGACUACAGCUCUGGAGGGAAGUGACUUGGAGAGGGACAGCCCAAUGAAUGUUCCUGCCAAUGCAGUGACCUUCUGUUGCCAGAUUCUCCCUGCUAGCACGUACCCUGUCCCCACCCCCACUGAUCAGGUCUUGGGGUGUUCCCUGUGGGGCCCAGGCUGUGAACGGAGCUGCAUUCCCUGACCCACCCUGUCCCUCACCCCCACCCAGGUCUGGUGCUGAGGAUGCAGCUCCUCUCAGGGUCUGAAGUCUCCAAAACUGAAAUGUAUAUUUUUGCUAGGAGCCCCAGCUUCCUGUGUUUUUAAUAUAAAUAGUGUAUACAGACUGACAGAACUUUAAAUAAAUGGGAAUUAAGUAUUUAA